Molecule: messenger RNA, 2223 nt
Organism: Marasmius oreades (fairy-ring Marasmius)
Lineage: Eukaryota; Fungi; Basidiomycota; Agaricomycetes; Agaricales; Marasmiaceae
Exons: 8
Coding region: 1-2223 (740 amino acids)
Biological process (GO): ribosomal large subunit export from nucleus; ribosomal large subunit biogenesis
Cellular component (GO): nucleolus
Source: RefSeq, a predicted model, not a curated record
AUGCCUAGAGGCAUCCUUCUCACCGCAAACCUUCCGCAACUACAAAACUUAAUCAAACGAGAUCCUCCAGGAUACAGAGAUGAAUUUCUUCAGCAAUGGAAUCACUACAACAGUAUUCGCCAAAUCUUUCGUUUGAAUCCCGAUGAACAUGCUGCGCAGUUCCGAGAACUCGUAGCGUUUAUUGCCCAAGUAGCGACCUGCUAUCCAAAGGAGACGCAAGAAUUUCCUUCACAUAUAUCAUCUACUCUCAUGGAAAGCUAUGGUGUCCUCUUUCCAGAAACACGAAAGGCCCUCAUCCAAACGUUGGUCAUGCUUCGUAACAAGGGAGUAACGACGUCCAUCGACCUUCUAAAAUGUCUAUUCCCUCUUCUUCCCCGUACGACGUCUCCUGCCCUUCGGUCGCUAAUACGCAAGACGAUCUUGACCGACAUCCGAACUGCCAACAUGAAGAGCAAAAACCACAAACUGAACCGUUCGAUACAGACGAUGAUGUUCGGAAUGGUAGAGAGAGGACUCGAUGAUCAGAAUUUUGGAAAUAAGGGAAAGGCAAAGGAAAUCUCUAGCGAUGGGAAAGGAACGGGACAUGGUGAAGAUGCGAUGUGGGCAGUUAUACUUACUAAAGAGUUGUGGAGGAAGGGUAUUUGGAACGACGCGAAGCCAGUGUCGAUAGUUGCGCUAGGCUGUUUGCAUCCCAUCGUCAAGGUGCAGAGUGCGUCAAUGCACUUCUUUUUGGGCGAUGAAGAGGCCCAAGAGGAUAGCGAGGAUGAGGAAGAGGACGUCGAUGUCAGGGCCCUUCACCAUCGUCGUGAAAUCAACAAAAAGACACGAAGUGGGGAUAAAAAGCUUCAGAAAAAGCUUAAUACUGCCAAGAAGAAAAAGUACGGCAACGAUCCUUCUCAACCAAACUUCCCCGCUCUACAGCUACUCCAUGAUCCCCAAACAUUCGCCGAAAAACUUUUUGAUAUCCUCAACCGCUACGACAAACGGUUUUCCUUGGACCACAAAAUAUUAAUGAUGCAGCUCGUCUCUCGUGUCAUGGGCGCACACCAACUUUGUGUUCUCAGCUUUUACACCUACAUCCUCAAAUAUCUCACCUACCACCAACUGCGCGUUCCCACGAUACUCGUCUCACUAGCACAGUCGGUCCACGAAUUGACGCCUCCGGAUGUUCUCACUCCGGUGAUACGAAAACUCGCCAACGAGUUUGUUCAUCCUGGGGUUGCAAGCGAGGUUAUCGCUGCUGGGAUCAAUGCUAUCCGUGAAGUGUGUAGGCGACAGCCUUGGGCUAUGGAAGAGGAUUUACUUGGGGAUUUAAUUGAGUACAAGAAGAGUAAAGGCAAGGCGGUGACCGCGGCGGCUCGAGGUUUAUUGCAACUGUACCGAGAGGUGAAUCCUGGAAUGCUGAAAAAGCGGGAGCGGGGUAAAGAAGCGACGAUGGGAAUGUUGAGCGGAAAUCAUCAACCGUUACCUUUUGGUCACUCCGCUGGGGCUGCUGUCGACAUUGAAGGACUUUCCUUGUUGGAAGAGCAUCUUCAGAAGCUUCGUGAACAGGACAAUCCGGAAGAGAUGGACGAGGAUGCAGCAUGGAAUGGGUGGGACGCAGAAUCCGAUUCUUCCGAAGACUCUGAUGGGACGGGCUGGGUAAAUGUCGAGGAUAGUGGUCAGGAAUACUUCGACGUCAGUGAUAGUGACGAUGAAAAUGAGAAGAAGGGCGAGGAACAGAAUGAAGCGACUGCCCCGAAAGAGCCUACAUUAUCAACACUUGCAACGACGAAGAUUCUUACACCCGCCGACUUCGCCCUGUUGAACGACCUGCGUAUACAAGCUGCGACAAAGGCCGUAGAGUCUGGUGGAGGUAGUAGAGCGAAACGGAAGCUUGCCGAACUCGAAACAAGUAAGAGCCAUCAACGCGGCGAAUCUGCGAGCGCGUUCAUCUCUGAGGAGGAUAUCUUGGGCCCUCGAAAGAAACUGAAGGCUGAUUACGAGGAGAGGAUGGCUUCUAUUCAGAAAGGGCGAGAAGGACGAGAGAAAUUUGGGUCGAGGAAAGGUAAAAAGACGAAGGAGACGCCGAGCAGCUCAACGAAUCGCGAGAAGGCGAAGAAAAAACCCAUCAUGAUGAUUCUCAGCAGUGGGGCUGUUAGAGGGAAGAAAAAGGCUUCUUUGAGGCAGAAGCAGCAGAAACUGAGGGAACACAUAGACAGAGCGAAGAAAGCUCGGCGAUAG